GUUUUUAAGGUUAUGGUAUAAAAUAAAUGUUUGUUUUCUAGUUUAACUUUAAAGUACGAUUGGUUGCACAUUUCUUUAAAAAACUAAUUUAUAUUAAUAAAAUCUAAUGAAAAGAAUGGCUUCUUUAAGAAAAUAUAUUGAUAUAGGCGCAAAUCUUACUGAUGAAAUGUAUCAGGGCGUGUACCAUGGAUCUAAGAAACACGAGUCAGAUUUGGACAAAGUUUUGAAAAGAAGUUGGGAUUGUGGAAUGGACAAAAUGAUUAUCACUGGUGGUAGUCUCACUGACAGUAAGAAAGCCAUCGACCUUUCGCGCACUGAUUCCAGACUGUUUUCUACUGCAGGAUGCCAUCCAACUCGAUGCAAUGAAUUUGUACCUAAUCCAGAGAAAUAUCUGAAUGAUCUGCGGGAAUUAAUUACUGAUAAUAAAGAUAAAGUAGUGGCCAUCGGAGAGUGCGGACUGGACUAUGAACGAUUACAUUUCUGUGAAAAGGAUGUGCAAUUAAAGUUUUUCGAAUACCAACUUCAACUGAGUCAAGAAUUCCAUCUACCCUUAUUCCUUCACUGCCGAGCAGCUGCUGAAGAUUUGGUGGAAAUCCUGACCAGAAACCAGGAUAAAGUGGUGGGAGGAGUAGUGCAUUCUUUCGAUGGCACCGAAGAUGCUCUGAACAAGAUUUUGGCACUAGGAUUGUAUAUAGGAAUUAAUGGAUGCUCGCUAAGAACGAAAGAAAAUUUAGAAGUGGCAGCGAAAAUACCAACUAACAGGUUAAUGAUAGAAACCGACUGCCCCUGGUGCGAAGUGAAGGCGACCCAUCCUGGUUAUGGCCAUGUCGUAACCAAGUUUCCAGCAGUCAAGAAGGAAAAGUAUAAUAUUGAGUCAGGCAACCAAGUGAAAGGACGGAAUGAGCCGUGUAAUAUUGUACAAGUGUUGGAGAUUUUGUCUGCAGUAAGAAAAGAAAACAUUGAUGACUUAGCUCAAUCUAUUUAUGAUAAUACCAAUAAGUUAUUUUUUGAAAGUGAAAUAAUAAAAUCUUAAUAUCGUCAUUAGUAUUUUGCCUCUUUUUACAUCUAAAGAAUAAAAAGGUCAAAAGCCUCAAUUUACACAUACAAUGCCCAUCUAUUCCAUUUUGUCCCAGUAAACA
Messenger RNA from Amyelois transitella, 1139 nucleotides. Its product is annotated as deoxyribonuclease TATDN1. The record is from RefSeq and is a predicted model, not a curated record. Lineage: Eukaryota; Metazoa; Arthropoda; Insecta; Lepidoptera; Pyralidae. The coding region runs from base 107 to 1033 and encodes 308 amino acids. Gene Ontology annotation, cellular component: cytosol. Gene Ontology annotation, molecular function: 3'-5'-DNA exonuclease activity. The transcript is spliced from 6 exons.